This is a messenger RNA of Prunus dulcis (almond), 1720 nucleotides long. Its product is annotated as protein DETOXIFICATION 21-like. Bases 1 to 1482 code for a protein of 493 amino acids. Lineage: Eukaryota; Viridiplantae; Streptophyta; Magnoliopsida; Rosales; Rosaceae. Gene Ontology annotation, cellular component: membrane. The record is from RefSeq and is a predicted model, not a curated record. Gene Ontology annotation, biological process: xenobiotic detoxification by transmembrane export across the plasma membrane. Gene Ontology annotation, molecular function: xenobiotic transmembrane transporter activity; antiporter activity. The transcript is spliced from 8 exons.
AUGGAAGAAGACAUCACAAAUAAUCUUCUGAUAAGAGAGGCAAGUGCACAAGGGAAUCGUGUUGAUGAUAAGGAUGAGGAUUUGCCACUCAAAACCAGGGUAUGGAAUGAAAACAAGAAGCUGUGGGUGGUGGCUGGCCCUGCUAUAUUCACCAGAGUUUCCACCUUUGGAACAAAUAUCGUCAGUCAAGCCUUCAUUGGUCACAUUGGCUCUACUGAAUUAGCUGCAUUUUCACUUGUAUUCACCGUACUUUUUCGGUUCGCAAAUGGCCUCUUGCUGGGCAUGGCUAGUGCGUUGGAAACUGUUUGUGGUCAAUCGUAUGGUGCAAAGCAAUACCACAUGCUUGGGGUGCAUCUUCAAAGGUCAUGGAUAGUACUGUUUGUGAGCACAUUGUUCCUCAUUCCUAUUUGCAUCUUCGCAACUCCGAUUCUCGAGGCUUUAGGCCAAAAAGAUAAUAUUGCAGAAGAGGCAGGAUAUAUUUCUCUAUGGGUGAUCCCGGUGCUUUUCGCUUUUGUUGUGUCCUUUACCUGCCAAAUGUACUUACAAUCACAGAGCAAAAAUAUGAUCAUUGCUUAUGUGUCAGCAGUUUCAAUUGCAAUCCACAUCCUCCUUUCAUGGCUUUUGACUGUGAAAUUUAAGUUCGGGGUUGCUGGUGCAAUGGGGUCAACGGUUAUAGCGUAUUGGCUACCCAACGUGUGUCAGCUUUUGUUUGUUCUAUGUGGAGGAUGCCCAGACACUUGGACCGGCUUCUCUACCUUAGCUUUUAAAGAUCUAUGGAAUGUCGUCAAGCUUUCUCUGUCAUCUGGUGUUAUGCUUUGUCUCGAGCUUUGGUACAACACGAUCUUGGUUCUUCUAACGGGAAACAUGGAAGAUGCUGAAGUUUCUAUUGAUGCUCUAGCUAUUUGCCUCAACAUCAAUGGGUGGGAAAUGAUGAUAGCCCUUGGUUUCCUGGCUACAGCAAGUGUACGAGUGUCGAAUGAGCUUGGACGGGGUAGCGCAAAAGCGGCAAAGUUCUCUGUUGUGGUUAUUGUGUUGACAUCACUUUCCAUUGGCAUUGUGCUCUUCUUGCUUUUCCUGUUCUUGAGGGAACGUCUUGCCUACAUUUUCACCACCAACGACGAGGUAGCUAAGAAGGUUGCAGAGCUGUCACCUUUACUGGCCUUCUCCAUAUUGUUGAACAGUGUUCAGCCUGUGCUCUCUGGAGUUGCUAUAGGAGCUGGAUGGCAGAGUAUUGUAGCAUAUGUCAACAUAGCGUGCUAUUAUCUUAUAGGGAUUCCUAUUGGAGCUGUGUUGGGUUUUCUUCUACAUCUACAAGUCAAAGGUGUUUGGAUUGGAAUGUUGUUUGGAACAUUUGUCCAAACUAUUGUACUAGUCAUACUCACUUGCAAAACUGAUUGGGAGAAACAGGUAACAAUAGCUCGUAACCGUGUUCGCAAGUGGAAUGUUAGAGAAGAUAUUGGAGAACCAAACCCCAACGCAUAAAAAUGUCUUCCUUUUAUCAAUCUUCCUUCAAUUACAGUUUUCCAUUAUGCCCUAUCAUCUUUUUUAUUUUGUUUUUGUUUUAUUUUUAUUGUCCACGAGAUUUGAAAUAGAAUCUCCUCCAACAAAAUAGAGUUGAGUGCAACUACACCAAAUGAUCAUUGACAUUGCUAAUGGGUUCCCACCACAGUGGUGAUGGAUUCCCCUCCAACCAUGGCAUCCAGGAUCAAACCUCAGUGAA